Microtus oregoni (creeping vole) is the source of this 6048-nucleotide messenger RNA. RefSeq lists its product as uncharacterized. The record is from RefSeq and is a predicted model, not a curated record. NCBI's taxonomy places the organism in Eukaryota, Metazoa, Chordata, Mammalia, Rodentia, Cricetidae. Gene Ontology annotation, biological process: proteolysis; virion assembly. Gene Ontology annotation, molecular function: nucleic acid binding; aspartic-type endopeptidase activity; zinc ion binding.
AUGGGCCAAUCUAUAACCACCCCUUUAAGCCUAACUUUACAGCACUGGCGAGACGUCCAAGACAUUGCAAACAACCAGUCAGUGGACGUCCGGAAGAGACGCUGGGUAACUUUUUGUUCCUCAGAAUGGCCAACGUUCAAUGUGGGUUGGCCUAGGGAUGGUACUUUUGACAUUAAUGUCAUCCUGCAGGUAAAAGCUAAGGUGAUGGAUCCUGGCCCUCACGGGCACCCAGAUCAGACUGCAUAUAUCGUGACCUGGGAAGCGAUGGCUUAUGACCCGCCACCCUGGGUCAAACCUUUUAUUACACCAAAACCCCCUGCCCUUACUCCCUCUGCACCUACUUUGCCCCCUCCACUCCUUCCCACUCCAGCGGGACCCCCAUCCCACUCCUCCCUGUAUCCAACCCUCACCAAGUCCCCGAUGCCCAAGCCCCCUCCCCCAAAAGUCUUACCCCCAGAUGAUGACCUCCUGAUGGACCUCCUUACGGAGGGCCCUCCCCCAUAUCAGGAGCCAGCUCUGCGACCUCCAGAUGAGGCUGACUCAACCGAAAGAAGAGAGGAGCACGCGGCGCCAGUCUCUGCUGCCUCUACCGGUCCUUCUCCGAUGGCUGCACGCCUAAGGGGACGGAGGGAUCAACCUCCUCCUGCGGCGGAUACGACCUCCUCCCAGGCAUUCCCUCUUCGCACAGGAAUGAACGGCCAACUCCAAUACUGGCCGUUCUCUGCCUCAGAUCUGUAUAACUGGAAAAAUAACAAUCCUUCUUUUUCCGAGGACCCCUCUAGGUUGACAGCUUUAAUUGAAUCCAUUUUGAUUACCCAUCAGCCUACAUGGGACGACUGCCAACAGCUGCUGCAGGCUUUGCUGACCUCGGAGGAACGGCAGAGAGUCCUCCUGGAGGCCCGGAAGGAAGUCCGGGGACCUGAUGGCCGCCCCACCCAAUUGCCUAAUGAAAUAGAUUCUGCCUUUCCACUUGAACGCCCCUCUUGGGAUUUCACCACGAUGGAAGGUAGGAAUCACCUAGCCCUCUAUCGCCAGUUGCUCAUAGCGGGUCUCCACAGGGCGGCUCGACGCCCAACGAAUUUGGCUCAGGUAAAGCAGGUUAUCCAGGGGUCAGAGGAAACUCCCUCUGCGUUCCUUGAGAGGCUCAAAGAGGCUUACCGCAGAUAUACUCCCUAUGACCCUGAUGACCCCGGACAGGAGACCAAUAUCUCCAUGUCUUUUAUUUGGCAGUCAGCUCCAGAUAUCAGACGCAAAUUGGAGCGUCUAGAGAACCUCAGGGAAAGCUCACUCAGGGAUCUGUUAAAAGAGGCAGAGAAGAUUUUUAAUAAGAGGGAGACUCAGGAAGAGAGGGAAGAUCGCCUCCGAAGAGAAGCCGAGGAACGAGAGGAUCGUUUUAGGAAGGAGUCUGAAGAAAAGGAAAAGGAGAGAGACCGUAAGAGACACAGGGAAAUGAGUAAACUCUUGGCCACUGUAGUGUCGGGACAGAGGCAGGAUAGACAGGGAGGAGACAGAAGGAGGCCCCCUCUUGACAAGGAUCAAUGUGCCUAUUGCAAAGAGAAGGGACACUGGGCAAGAGAUUGCCCUAAGAAACCGGACGGAUUUAAAAGACCUGGACCAUGCCGUGCCUCCCUCCUAACUCUUGAUGACUAGGGGGGUCGGGGUCAGGAGCCCCCCCCUGAGCCCAGGAUAACCCUAGAAGUUGGGGGGCAACCGGUCACCUUCCUAGUCGAUACAGGCGCUCAACAUUCGGUGUUAACCCGGGACCCGGGACCCCUGAGUGACAAAUCUGCCUGGGUCCAAGGAGCCACUGGUGGAAAACGAUACCGAUGGACCACAGAUCGCAAGGUUCACUUAGCAACCGGUAAGGUGACUCAUUCUUUCCUCCACGUGCCUGACUGUCCAUAUCCGCUCCUAGGAAGGGACUUGCUCACAAAAUUAAAAGCCCAAAUUUACUUCAAAGAAACCGGAGCACAGGUAGUUGGCCUUCAGGGACAACCCUUACAUGUGCUGACUCUCAGCCUAGAGGAUGAAUAUAGGCUGCAUGAAAAAGACAGUACCACUGCGGCCCCCACUGAGGCUUAUUGGCUGGAUCGCUUUCCCCAGGCAUGGGCAGAAACCGGGGGAAUGGGGCUGGCCAGACAGCAGCCCCCUCUAGUGGUAAGCCUCAAGACAACUGCUACUCCUGUCUCGAUUAAACAGUAUCCCAUGUCUCACGAGGCAAGGGAAGGAAUAAGGCCUCACAUCAAAAGGCUUCUUGACCAGGGAAUAUUAGUCCCCUGCCGGUCCCCUUGGAAUACCCCCUUGCUGCCCGUAAAAAAGCCAGGGACUGGGGACUAUAGACCUGUGCAAGAUCUAAGAGAGGUCAAUAAACGGGUGGAAGACAUACACCCGACAGUUCCUAACCCCUACAAUCUGUUAAUUGGACUAUCACCCUCAUAUACUUGGUAUACCGUCCUGGACCUUAAGGAUGCAUUCUUCUGUCUGAGACUGCACCCCAGAAGUCAGCCCAUAUUUGCCUUUGAAUGGAAGGACCCUAGGCUGGGGAUUUCAGGACAGCUGACCUGGACCAGGUUGCCUCAGGGUUUCAGAAAUAGCCCCACCCUGUUCGAUGAGGCCCUACACCGAGACUCAGCGGAUUUCAGGGUGAGGCAUCCUGGCCUGAUGCUGUUACAGUAUGUUGAUGAUCUCUUGUUAGCUGCUACUUCGGCUCAGGACUGUAUAAAAGGAACUGAGGCAUUACUACAAGCCUUGGGGGAUCUAGGGUACCGAGCUUCUGCCAAAAAGGCCCAAAUAUGUCAACGGCAGGUCACCUACUUAGGGUACCAAAUCAGAGAAGGACAGAGAUGGCUAACGGAGGCCAGGAAAGACACAGUUAUAAAAAUCCCUACCCCUCGGACACCCCGCCAGCUGAGAGAAUUUCUAGGGACAGCGGGAUUCUGCCGGCUCUGGAUCCCCGGAUUCGCGGAACUGGCAGCCCCCUUGUACCCACUGACGAAGCAGGGGGUGAUGUACUCAAGGGGAUCGGAUCAGGACGAGGCUUUUCAGAAAAUCAAACGGGCUCUGCUUACAGCCCCAGCCUUAGGCCUCCCUGACCUGACUAAGCCUUUUGAUUUGUUUGUUGACGAGAAGCAAGGAUAUGCAAAAGGGGUCUUGACCCAGAGGCUGGGGCCCUGGCGGCGGCCAAUAGCCUACCUAUCCAAGAAGUUGGACCCCGUGGCCACAGGAUGGCCCCCAUGCCUCAGAAUGGUAGCAGCAGUGGCAGUCCUCACCAAGGACGCUGGCAAACUGACUAUGGGCCAACCUUUGACCAUCCUGGCCCCACACGCAAUUGAGACUCUAAUCAGACAACCCCCAGAUCGCUGGCUCUCCAAUGCCCGCAUGACCCAUUAUCAGGCCAUGCUCCUGGACUCGGACCGAAUCCAUUUUGGACCAGUGGUGGCGCUCAAUCCUGCAACCCUGCUACCACUCCCAGAGGAGGGGGAGACGGACCAACACGACUGUCUCAAGAUCCUGGCGGAAAUGCACGGGACCAGACCGGACCUGACGGAUCAACCCCUCCGGGAUGCGGAUGUCACCUGGUACACUGACGGCAGCAGCUUUCUGCGGGAAGGUGAGCGAAAGGCGGGUGCAGCGGUAACCACGGAGACCGAAGUGAUCUGGGCACAGCCUCUGCCUGCAGGGACUUCUGCGCAGCGAGCAGAGCUUGUCGCCUUGACACAAGCUUUGAGGAUGGCAGAAGCUCAUUUGCAGGCACUCCAAAUCGUGCAACGUGAGGUCUGGAAACCACUUGCUGCAGCCUACCAGGAGCAAUUGGACAGACCAGUGGUGCCCCAUAACUACCAGAUUGGCGACACCGUGUGGGUCCGCAGGCAUCAGGUUAAGAAUCUGGAACCCCGCUGGAAGGGACCCUAUACCGUGCUACUGACCACCCCGACCGCGCUGAAAGUUGACGGCAUCGCAGCCUGGGUCCACGCGUCGCACGUCAAAGCAGCCAGCCCUCCUGACGAAACCACAACCGGGGCAUCAUGGAGGGUCCACCGCACACAAAACCCUCUAAAGAUAAGACUUUCCCGUACCUAGUCUUGGUGAUGCUUAUAACCCCCCCUCGCGCCCUGGGAGGACACUCAGUCUCGCCCCACAUUGUGGGGAAGAGCACCUGGACCCUCAUAGUAGCUGGUACAGAUGUGGUCCUCAAUGUCACAACCAUGAAGGGACCCAAGAAUCUAGGAUGCCCACCCGAAAUGAAAGCCAAUCUAGUCACCUUGUUCCAGGCAGUGGGAGGACCGGUUCCCGGUAACAAUGCUGAUUGGUAUGCCUGUCCGGGGACCCGGAGCCAUAAACGAUGCUCACAUAGCACGGCUAACCAAUAUUAUUGUAACACUUGGGGCUGCGAAACCUCCUCCUGGGGAUCCCUGGCUAGCUCUUGGGGAACCCCCCAGGGAAAUGAUCCCCUACACAUAGAAUACUGGGAUAAGACCCCUUACCCCUCCGGCCCAAACAUUCGCCUGACCUUUUCAAAAUGUAAGGAUCAGGCCCCUGCCCUAACAGGAUCAUGGGGGAUCCGGCGAUACGACCCCACCGGUCCAGAUCAUGGAGCUAUAAUCACUCUCACUUAUGGCUUCACCCCAGAUUCUCCAUCCUCGUCCCUGGGCCCCAACUCAGUCCUGGGCGACCAACAGGCUCCAUCCCCUCCCAAACCUCCCCCAGCGCCAGCCCAACCCCCCUCAGGAAACGCCACCCAGGCACCCUUCUCAACUUCUUCAGCGGAGGACUCGUCCCCGUCAGUACCCACUCCGGCGGUAUCCGGAACUGGGGACAGGUUGGUCGGCCUUAUACAGGGGGCAUAUCAAGCCUUAAACCUGACUAACCCUAACCGGACUCAAGAAUGCUGGCUCUGCCUACUACCUAGGCCCCCCUAUUAUGAAGGGUUGGCACUCAUGGGGAAUUUUACCAAUCAGACCUCCCCACCAGCCCAAUGCUCCGAUAUACCACGGCACAAGCUGACGCUAUCGGAGGUGUCAGGAGAGGGCCUUUGUAUAGGAAAAGUCCCACCCUCACAUUCACUUCUCUGCAACACCACACUAGCCCUGCCUCAGGGCACUUAUUACCUAACACCUCCCAAUGGCACUUACUGGGCCUGUAGCACGGGACUGACCCCCUGUGUGUCUUCCUCAGUCUUAAACAUAUCCUCUGAUUAUUGCGUGUUAAUUGAGUUAUGGCCAAAAAUAACUUACCAUGAACCAGAAUAUGUGUAUGCUCAGUUUGAAGGAAGACCUAGAUUCAGGAGAGAGCCAGUGUCCCUCACCCUAGCCCUCCUGCUUGGGGGAUUGACUGUUGGAGGCAUCACGGCAGGGAUAGGGACCGGAGCAACAGCCCUUGCCGCCACCCAGCAGUUUAGGCAGCUACAGGCAGCCAUGCACACUGACAUAAAAGCCUUGGAGGAAUCGGUCAGUGCAUUGGAAAAGUCCUUAACCUCACUGUCUGAGGUAGUCCUACAAAACAGGCGGGGACUAGACAUAUUGUUCCUGCAGGAAGGAGGACUUUGUGCAGCCCUAAAGGAAGAAUGCUGCUUUUAUGCAGACCACACAGGAUUAGUCAGAGACAACAAGGCAAAGCUGAGGGAAAGACUUAAGCAGAGACAGUAGCUCUUUGAAUCUGACCAAGGCUGGUUUGAGGGACUGUUCAACAGAUCGCCCUGGUUCACCACCCUGAUUUCCUCCAUUAUGGGACCCCUAAUCAUACUACUAUUGAUUCUGCUUUUCGGACCAUGCAUUCUCAACCGGCUAGUACAAUUUAUGAAGGACAGGCUGUCUGUCAUCCAGGCUUUGGUCCUGACACAACAGUACCACCAACUUAGACAAUUUGAUCCCGAGAAUAGGGAUACCGCAGCUGAGUGAAUAAAGGGUUUUAUUCAGGAUAUAGAAAAAGGGGGGAAUGAAAGACCCCCACUCACUAAGCAGCAGUAACGCCAUUUUGCAAGGCUUAAACUUUGGAGCAACGCAAGUAAUUAGAGCAGGGAAGUUCGACUUGAAAACAAGGGCGGAGAAG